Molecule: messenger RNA, 2009 nt
Organism: Bactrocera neohumeralis
Lineage: Eukaryota; Metazoa; Arthropoda; Insecta; Diptera; Tephritidae
Exons: 5
Coding region: 1-930 (309 amino acids)
Source: RefSeq, a predicted model, not a curated record
AUGCCUACCAAGGGCGUCAUUGGAAAAUAUGAGGUCGAUUAUGGAGCCUUUGUUUCCUUUUUGAAAAAUAUUUUGCGUUCCGUUAUUCAGGAUCGUAAGAUUCGUCUGGCCGAGGAAUUCAAGCAUCAGUUGCCCACGAUGGAGAAGGUGAACCCGAAUCCGCAAUCGAGGACGAAAGAGCAGAACAUUGCCCGAGCAAGAAGAUGUUCGAAUAGCAAUUACCUAACUGAAGAGCAACAAAGCGGCAGGGCCGAGGCCAAAUUAUUCAAACACGACGAUUACCAUGGAUGUAGAUACGCCAGUUGCAAAUACGCCAACCGCUCAGGCGGUAACCAAUGUACCACGCAACGGGCCUGCACCAGCGCCCCGAACGGUAGUUGCAACAGCAUCGGCUGCUACUCCGGCAACCACGCACCGGCAACAACGCCGGCACCUGUACCGGUAUCCGCGCCUGCAGCGGUACCUGCACCCGCGCCUCGUGGUGGCACCCGACCACCACCGAUCACAUCGAGGACUUCGGAGACCCGUCGGAUUAGGUGCCCCAUCUGUCGACGCAUACAUCCUCUGCACCAUUGUGGAAUAUUCAGGGGUAUGCGACCUUUGCAACGGCAGCAAGUUGCCCAGGCCCACGGGUAUUGCCUCAACUGCCUGUCGCACACUCAUACGACUACAGAGUGUGAGUCACGUGGGCUGUGCCAACUGUGUUACCGGCCGCAUCACACGCUGCUACACCGCAGCUCGUCACGCGAAGUUAACCGGCCACCCAACCAUCGCGGCCACGUAUCUCGACUUCCACCCGCUGAUCGUGUCAUACACCAGCGAAGUGGAACCUCGGUGCGGCGUCGACAGACUGGACCACCAUCUCGCCGAUCCACGGGUCUGAGCAAUGUUGUGGCAACGGUGCAACAGCUGCAGCGCCUUUUAGGCUAAACAGUCGUUUAGGGGGACCUGGGUGAUUAAAUGAGCUUCUGCGCCCCCCUCUUAAUAUAAGAUAGCUACAUCCCACACUACACACCCUAUUCUCAACACAUCGGCAUGAUGCCCACCGCAUCAUCAUCUACACCAUACCUUCACACACGAGGACACCAGAACAUAAUCAACAAAAGGGACCGACGGACGGCGCCAGCCUCUCUUUUGUUUUCGGCCCGUGCGCAUACUCGUACACGCAGUCAACUCUACUUUUUUAACUUCGAUUUCGUUACAAGGUGAUUCUGGUUAUCCACUACACGAGUAUCUAUGGACGCCUUUCCGAAACGCUUUACCAGGAACAGUGGAAUCAAAUUUUAAUAAGAAACAUGCAAAGGCAAGGAACGUAGUUGAACGGACAAUUGGAGUGCUGAAAUGCCGUUUUCGUUGUAUACUAGGUGAACGUAAACUACGACAUCCUCCUAGUAAAGCAACUGUUAUUGUAAAUGUUUGUUGUGCUUUACACAAUAUUUGCAAACAAUAUAAUGUGAAUGAUCCUGAAGAAGAAACUUUUGUUGAUGUGGUAGUACCACUGGAACCAGUUGAAGGAAACUUCAGUGGAACAGCAGCAGAUCAUCGCCGAAGACAAAUUGCGAAUGCAUUGUCAUAGUAUAGUUGCAUCCCCAAAAUAUAUGUACAUAUAUGUAACAUAACUACAAUAAAAUAACUGAAAUUAAUUUUGAAUUGCAGGAGAUUCUCGAAUCAAAUAAACGUUCGCCAAAUUUUGACAGUUGAGGCGGAGCGAAUUUUAAAAAUUCGCAAGUGGCAAUACCAAAUAUUCAUUUUCGCUAGUUCUUUCGCCACAUGACCGAAAAUCACUCUGGCGCUACGACAUCGGUCCGAUCCACACACGACUCCUUUUUGGCUACUUUAGUUUUACCUUUUUUGCGAACAUCUUGUUCAAAAUUAAAACAUUUUUAUACCUAUGUUGUGAAAGAAUAAAUACAAAAGUUUACAUUUUCUUGCGUUAAAUUCAAAUAUACUUGUACUUGUAUUUUAUUCUUUUGUGAGUGAAUAAAUUCAAAAGUUGAUAACAACUUGAA